AAAUAGGCCUUCGCAACCGAACACCCCCGAUUUUUUUUUUAAUUUGAUUCUUGUUUCGGGAGGAGGUGGUAAGAGAGAGGGAUGGAUGAGGCCUGGGAGCGGGCGGUGGAGGCGGCGCUCCACGCCGGCGGCGAGGGGAGCGCGUCGCCGGCGAGGAGCCUGACCCUCGACGGCGCCGUCAAGUGCAUGCACGGGCGGCUGCCUGCGAAGGAGAUACUGGAGCGGUACCAGAGCCUGGAGCAUCUGUCGAUCGCUGGCGUCGGGGCCGCGUCGCUCGCGGGGUUCCCCCGGCUGCGGAACCUGACGCGGCUCACGCUCUCCGACAACCGCAUCGCCGGCGGCCUCGAGCACCUCGUCGAGGCCGGGCUCGGCUCGCUGCGCGACCUCGACCUCAGCAACAAUCGCAUCCAGGACGUCGACGACCUCGCGCCGCUCGCCGGCCUCCGCCUCGUUUCGCUUGAUCUCUACGAGUGCCCCGUCACGCGUGUCAAGGAUUACAGAUCCAGGGUCUUUGGGAUGAUCCGGACCCUCAAGUACCUUGACAAGAUGGACGCCGACGAGAACGAGCGGCCCGAGUCGGAUGACGACGAUGACGAGGGGGAUGGGGAAGGUGACGGCGAGGAGGAAGAUGAUGAUGAGGACGACGAUGAGGAGGAUCCGGGCAGCGGCGAGGUGGCGAACGGGGGCGUAUCCCACUCUCGUCGUGGCGUGGCGGCGCAUCCGGUGGAGGUGAACGGGGUGAUCGAUGUUGACGAGGAUGAGAGCGACGCCGAUGAGGUCGUGCCUAAUGGUGGAAGCGAGCACCACCACCGGGCGAAUGGGUUCCGGGUCGCGGCGGUCGGUGGUGCCCCUGCUGAGGACGAUGAAGAUGUGGAGGAGGAUGACGAUGAAGAUGAUGAAGAGUAUGAGGAGGAGGAGGAUUUGGGGGAAGAGAUUGAUGAGGACGGUGACGAAGAUGAUGCUGUUGUUGAGGUGCAUGAUGUACAGAGUAGUGAUGAGGAGGAAGAUGGCAUAGAUGAGGAUGAGGAUGAUGAUGAAGAGGAGGUUGAGGAUGAUGGUGAGGAGGCUGAGCCGGAGAGUAGUGGGAGGGUUGCUAUGGCGGCAGGGGGUGUCGGGGAAGAGAUUGAUGGGCAUGAGCAAGGGGAAGGGGAAGAUGAAGAUGAGAACGGUGAGAUUGGAGAGGAAGAUGAGGAAAGAUUGGAGGAUAAUAGGGUUUAUGAUGAGGGGAACGAUGACGAUGACGCUGAUGAUGAGGAUGAAGACACAGAGUAUCUUGUUCAACCAAUUGUGCCCCCACAAGCCAUGGCUGUGGGAAGUCCAGGGGACUAUGAUGUUGCUGACCCUGACGAUGUUGAUGAAGACAGAGAUGAGGUUGAUGACGAUGAUGAUGAGGGUGUCACAGACCAGCCCUCUUCCUCGCAGGGCACCAAGCGGAAAAGGGACGAUGAUCCAUCUGGUAGUGGCAGUGACGAUGAGGAUGAUGACGUUGAGGACCCAAGGCCCUUCAAGCACCACUGACCAAGCAGCCAUGUACAUGGAUCCUUUUCUCAGCUAGAAAGAAGUAAUCAGGAGCAGCAUCAGCAAAACAGAAAUGGUGGGUUUUCCCCUGUUUUUCCUAGCCGGUUUUUUCUGUAAAGACUUUGGAUUGGGAGAACUUCACCCUCCUUUUCAAACAGCAGAUUUUAGGAGGGAAAUGGAGUUGUAGGACAGUGAACCAGCAGCUCCCCUUCUUGCCUGCACUACACCCCUUCCUGAGUUUUCCCUCCUGAAUUUCAAAUGGUAGUUACAACACCCCAGGGGCUUUUCCCUCCACCUUUCAAAUUUCUGUUACAUUGGCAGAUUGGCUGUAGUGUAGGCUACAUUGUCAUGCUCAAACUCCAGUUUUCCCUCCAAGGAAAAGCCCGGGAAAGGCCCCCCUUUGAAUCGCCCCUAGUAGCCGUUGGCUGCAUUUGAAAGUUUACACCUUGCCCUGGCUGAA
Brachypodium distachyon (stiff brome) is the source of this 1978-nucleotide messenger RNA. RefSeq names its product acidic leucine-rich nuclear phosphoprotein 32-related protein 1. The coding region runs from base 82 to 1518 and encodes 478 amino acids. Lineage: Eukaryota; Viridiplantae; Streptophyta; Magnoliopsida; Poales; Poaceae. Gene Ontology annotation, cellular component: nucleus. Gene Ontology annotation, molecular function: histone binding. The record is from RefSeq and is a predicted model, not a curated record. The transcript is spliced from 2 exons.